AUGUCCAGACCAGAGUGCGGAUCUUGUAGAAGUAGUAGUAAGCAUGGCAAGCUGCUAAAGUGUCUUCACUCGUUGUGUGUGGAGUGUUUGGAAAAAUACAUCAAUGGCAAGGGCUCUGUGGGAUGUCCUGAAUGUGGAAGAGUUACUCCAGCAUCGACUACUGGUGUGCCCUUGCUACAGUACCUGCCAGACAGUGAUGUGUCUAGUGAUGGGUUUCAAGAGGAGGUAGCAGUUGCAAGUGCUGGCCGUGAGAAGUUGUGUGAUGAAUGUGCUGAGGAUACUGCAGCAGUGGCUGUUUGCAUGGACUGUGGUGACAAUUUCUGUGCUAUCCACGCAGAGGGUCACCCUGUAUCUCGCAGGUCGUACAAACACACUCUUGUGUCGCUCAGUGAGGCUGCAGAACGUACAGGUGGUAACACUCCAGCCAGCCAGCACAAAUGCUCAUUCCACCCCUCGUUUGUACAGUGUUCGUACUGCUUGAGUUGUGAGCAGCUAGUGUGCAAGCAAUGUCUAAGCAGUGGCGAUCAUGCUGCUCACAAUGUGCAGACUAUCACUGAUGCAUCUUCUAGCAUUCGUCAGUCCUUGAAAGCCAAGCUGACUAGCACAUCACAUGGAAGUGGCAGUGUUUUUGACGAGUCGAUCAAGAAGUCUGAAGCAGCACUGAGUGGACUCCGUGAUGACACUGAAACUGUGUCCUCCCAUAUCAACGACGUUUUUGGUGGCCUUAAGAGAGCCAUCGAAAACCGUCAGCAGGAGCUUGUGAAUGAGGUGGAUCGAUUGCAGUUGUCACAUUUUCUUCCCCUUGAAGAGCAGAAGCUGCAGGUACUUGUUGGUGCAUCGUAUAGCAAGAAAGUUCAACAUCUGGCAGAGAACUGCAAUGAGGAUGUGAAUUUCUUGAAGAUGAGUGGAUGGCUGGAGGAAGCAGCGAAGAAUGCGAUUGGUGCGUUCGAGAGAGAUGUGACGGCGUUUGCUCCGGGAACUCUAUUGUUUUCGCCAUACCACGUUGAGGAACUCACUGCGGCCAUUGCCAGAACUGGUGUGGUGAGUGAAAUUGGUAUGCUGUCAUCGGAGAAGAGUAGCAUGACUACUGCAGCCCGUGUUGAGGAGGGAGACGACCUUACUGUGGUCAUUGAGCCAAGGAAUGCCCACGGUGAUAGUCUGGCUGUGACGGAGGCACAUUUGUCUGGUGUUCACGUUGAAGUAACAUCUGCAGACAACACCACCGACACAAUUCAGCCUGUGAUGAUGCCCGGCAGUAGUCCUCAUGAAGGAACUAACAUGAUUGCAACGUACAAAACGACCGGAAAGAAGGGUUCAGUGCAGCCAUCAGCCAUGAUUGGAGAUCACCAUGUAGCUGGAAGUCCCGCAACGGUUACCAUCGUGGAUCUUCUACUACAGUUUAAUCCCGGCCAAUGUCAUGCUGAUCUUGCACUGUCAAACAACUACCGAACGGUUACUCGUGGAGCUACUUCUACCGGGAACUGGAGGUCAGUAUGUGGCGUGAAGAAAUGGAGUAGCGGCAAACACGAGAUAUCCCUCCGUCUUGAUCGAAUCACUGCUGGUGACGUUCGGCAAUUGUUCUUCUUCUGUAAUGCCCAAUAUCCACGACUAGACACCUUUCACAAUGGAGAGACAGCCUCUUUUGGAUGGUUCAGCCACGACACCUCAGGCUAUGUUCACUGGACGGGCAGUGCACUGGGUCAGCCAUGGCGAGCCGGUGACGUCAUUCACAUGACAUUGGAUUGUGACAAUCACACGUUAGUCGGUCGUCAUGAGCGUACUGGAGCAACCGAAACACUGACCAACUUGACAGGGGAACUCUACCUCUACAUCAGCCUUAAGUUCAGUGGAGAUCAAGUUACUAUUUUGUGA
Messenger RNA from Sycon ciliatum, 1872 nucleotides. Its product is annotated as E3 ubiquitin-protein ligase TRIM71-like. Lineage: Eukaryota; Metazoa; Porifera; Calcarea; Leucosolenida; Sycettidae. The record is from RefSeq and is a predicted model, not a curated record. The transcript has a single exon. Gene Ontology annotation, molecular function: zinc ion binding. The coding region runs from base 1 to 1872 and encodes 623 amino acids.